Stereum hirsutum FP-91666 SS1 is the source of this 900-nucleotide messenger RNA. RefSeq lists its product as uncharacterized. NCBI's taxonomy places the organism in Eukaryota, Fungi, Basidiomycota, Agaricomycetes, Russulales, Stereaceae. The coding region runs from base 1 to 900 and encodes 299 amino acids. The transcript has 13 exons. The record is from RefSeq and is a predicted model, not a curated record.
AUGGCCACACCUGAGAAUCCAGUUAUACUCGACCUUAUGUCCACGUUCGGUGCUGUCUUGGUCGGAUCGUUCUUAUCGGCAGUCAUUUGGGGGUGUUCGAGUUUUCAAACCUUCCUCUAUUUCAUGAACUGUGGUAUGGACCAUGGAGCGUUAAAGGCUUUGGUAGCUUUCCUAUGGUGUUUGGAUACCGCGAGCGAGGUCAUGAUUAUCAAGUCGAACUUCAAGGUACUCGUACGAAACUGGGGAGAUUUGUCUCUCCUGAAUCAACAACAAAUAGAACUAAUGGAUCAUUCCGCCAUCGAAGCAGCAGUUGUUUACAUCGUCCAAUUAUGGUUCAUUCGAAGAAUAUACCUGGAUACGGACGACGAAUCACCACGCUCUCCACCCCGCAACAUCAAUCUAUCCAUACGGGCUGCUUCAGUUGCCGUGGACAUCGCCGUUGCUGUUAUUAUGGUUUGGACACUCGCUGAUAUGAAAAACCCCCAGCUCAAGAGAUCGAAACAGAUGAUUAAUCGGGUCAUUGUGCUAAUCGUAAACAGCACACUUCUUACUGCGAUCACAGCGUCAGUCACACUCAUCCUGUUGGCCGCCUCGCCCACAACUCUCUACUAUACAAUCACGGAGCUACCCUUUUGCUCCCUAUAUUUUAGCACAUUCCUCGCAAAUCUGAAUGCCCGUGAUUACGUUAGAGGGAGCACUCAAGUUAUGUCAACCCUCGACUUCGCGAUUCCUUCUGGUAAUCUUAGUCUAAUGCGAUCAGGCCUGGCGGCAGGAGAACACACACAGAUACAGACACCCCUCAAUUGUCAGACCAAUUUACCCAUGUAUGCCACUGAACACUCUCAUUUCGCCUCUGUCAUGUCUGACACGCUGUAUCAUUUCAUCGCACAGGGUGGGUAG